UUCUGAUGGAUGGGGAUGGAGAAAGUGCUUAUUUAUUUAUUUAUUUUUUCCCUCAAGCAAAACCUGCCUCACAAUACUAAGUUAAAGAUCAAAAUCUGGUCAACUCCAUGGAGAUGAGCAGAGCAAUUAUUUUAUUCAAAUAAUAUGAGAAGGUGAAUCAUCAAAAUUUCUUCAAACAGCCGAGAAGGUGAGCACGCCGUACUUUCUUCAACAAAGUACGCCGGGGGGAGAAUUGAUUAUCCUAAUUCGCUAUAUGGUUUCAUUUUUUCGGUUUGGGGGCCUCUAAUUGUGACCACAGAGGGUAUUUUCAGUGUUUGUCUUCAUUCACAAAAUUAUUUGCUUCGAAAGAAUUGGGAAGAAUAUAUAUAUGCAACUUCAAGUUCCUUCUCCAUAGGUCUCAUGACUUGUUUCUCUGGUUGCUUUGGGCAUCAAUAUUCUUCUCCACGGCCUAGGCAGACAGUAGACGAUGAUGUCACCAAAGAAAUUUCAAAUAUUCAAGACGCUAAAUUGUAUAGUUACACAGAGUUAGAAAGGGCAACCAACAAAUUCAGCGUCGCCAAUAAGAUCGGUGAAGGAGGUUUUGGAUCAGUAUACAAGGGAGAGCUAAACAAUGGCACCUUGGCUGCAUUAAAGGUACUCUCUGCUAAGUCAGAACAAGGUGCUCGAGAAUUUUUAAAUGAGGUAGUGGCGCUAUCAGGACUGGAACACGAAAACUUGGUCAAAUUGUAUGGUUGCUGCACCGAAGGACAGCACAGAAUCUUAGUUUAUGGCUAUCUAGAAAACAAUAGCCUUUCUCAAACACUUCUGAGUGGUCGCUACGAUGCGAGUCAGUUCAGUUGGAGCAUACGGACCAAAAUAUGCAUUGGUGUAGCAGAGGGACUUGCAUUCCUACACCAUGUAGUCUGGCCCCAUAUUGUUCAUAGAGAUAUCAAAGCAAGCAAUAUCCUUCUUGACAGAGAUUUUACCCCGAAAAUCUCGGACUUUGGGCUGGCAAAGCUUUUCCCAUCCACCGCAACUCAUAUCAGCACACGAAUUGCUGGAACUUACGGCUAUUUGGCCCCUGAGUACGCGAUCAGGGGGAGGCUGACACGGAAAGCAGAUAUAUAUAGUUUUGGUAUCCUCCUAAUCGAAAUAGUCACUGGAAGAAGUAACACGAACAAGCGAUUGCCUUCGAGAGAUCAAUAUCUUCUUGAAAGAACUUGGGGGCUGUAUGAACAAGGCAAUCUUGAGCAGUUGGUUGAUACGGCGCUCGAGGGGAACUUCGAUGCUGAUGAGGCUUGCAGAUUCCUCAAGAUUGGCCUAAUGUGCACCCAAGACUUGCCAAAACGCCGGCCAUCCAUGCCCGAUGUUGUCAAGAUGCUGAAUGGUGAAAAGUUCGAUAUGGAUGAGGGGAAGAUAUCAAGGCCGGGAUUGAUUAUGGAGCUGAUGAAUCUUAGGGGCUCAACGAGCGAGAACAAUCCCUUGUCAUCAGAGGUACAAUCAAACGCCACGGAUCUCUCUACAGUUGCUUCUCCCAAUCCGAUGCUUUCCGAUUAAGGCGGCAGUUUAGAGAUCUGUUCUCCGGCGACCUCCGCCGCCAGUAGCGCGUACUCGUAAUUGUUCCCCGUGCCUUAUCAUCGGAGUCGGCUGCCGUGCGGAAGUUUUCUAUCUUGCGGAGCAUCAGCGGGAUCGGGCAGCCACUCUGUCGCUCCUCUCUUCGCAUGAAGUUGAAACCUCGUUUCCAGCCUCGCUCUCUACGAUCUCACCAGUGCUCGUGGUGUUGCCGCCGAUAUCAGUAUGCACCAGAAGAUGUAUUGCAGCUUCACCGAACUCUGGAGGACUUUGGGAUAAAGCAACUUGCACGAAGACUUGAAGGACUUGAAUGUAGUCAUCAUCAUACCUGCUUGGGUGUCCAGUGAACCUUGAUGUCCUGUCCUGAGACGACCUCGUCAAGAUUAUUUAUGGCAUAAAGCAACUUGUACGAAGAGUUGAAGGACUUGAAUGUAGUCAUCAUCAUACCUGCUUGGGUGUCCAGUGAACCUUGAUGUCCUGUCCUGAGAAGACCUCGUCAAGAUUAUUUAUGACACCAUCAAAUCUCUCUGUGAGGCCACUGCUAAGGAUUACUCCAGUGAUCCAUGUGAGUAGCAACUAUGAACAAGUCGAUUGUACAUGAGGCCUACGACAGCAAGGGAGUAAUACAUUGAGAAGAAUAUGUUUGGUAUGACAACAAUUUGUAUCUUUAUGCAAAAACAUUCGAUGCUGGGGAAGGCCAAGUCAUUGAAUCCAGGAUGUCUAUAUGCUGAACUUGAAGGAUUUGGAGAGAUGAAGAUAUUAAUGGUGGCCACAAGUUGGUGAUAAUGCAUCACUUGAAGCAGAGGCCGAUAUUCCGUAAAAUUGGUAGAUCACAGGGAAUCAGUGUCAUCCCAAGGAUAAGCUUGAUCAAAAUCACAUGAACAUGAUGGGUUCUUGACAUCAAUCGGAGGUAAGAGUCUCUCCAAGCCUGAUCUGAAUUAUUGAUUUGCAAAUUUACCAUUUCCCGCAAUUGAUAUGUUGCUUGUGCACCUCCCGUCGAGAUCGAUUGCUGGAAAGGUUAGGAUCAGUCUUAUAUGACAAGUGUCAAACUUGUUUUCUCCUACUAGAGUCUUCCCAUGAAUGCAGGAAGUCUCCUUGUUCCAUGGCAGCUGUCAAGUGGAUAUACGUAUAUCUCACCCAGGAAAUAGCAAUCAACAGAGGCUAAAUCACAACAAAUUUUUCAUCUACCACGAGUGCAUCAGGAAUACAAACCACCUACACUUACAGAAGCGCAUUCACUCAUCUGUCCGUUUGAGCCGAGGCUGCUGAUAACAAAAGUAUUGCCUUAAAACAAAAGACCCACUCCUCAAAUCGAAGAUUGUGCAAGUAGAAUGAUGGCACAGAAAACUAUUAAACCUACAGAA
Andrographis paniculata is the source of this 2915-nucleotide messenger RNA. RefSeq names its product cold-responsive protein kinase 1-like. The record is from RefSeq and is a predicted model, not a curated record. Gene Ontology annotation, molecular function: protein kinase activity; ATP binding. Gene Ontology annotation, biological process: protein phosphorylation. NCBI's taxonomy places the organism in Eukaryota, Viridiplantae, Streptophyta, Magnoliopsida, Lamiales, Acanthaceae. Bases 400 to 1536 code for a protein of 378 amino acids. The transcript has 13 exons.